AACACGAAUUUGAAAAAGAAACACUCUCUCCACAAUGCCUUCCUCAAGCUCCGCCGGCCACCGCCGCCGCCGCCGAACCGCCGCCCUGACCCAGCCUCCGCCGCCCAUGACUACCACCCACGGCGGCGGCGACGACGGCGACGACGAUUUCCAGACUCGCCCCAAGCUCAGCUGCUCCCAGAAACCCCUCCAGCUCUCCAACGUUUCCUCCGGUGGCGCUCGCCCGACCAAGAAGCUGAAGCGGCCCACCCCAGCCCUCGGCAAGGAAAACGCCGUUCCCGCCUCGGCGGUCGGUCGGAGCAGCCCCGAGCCGCGUGAAUCGCUCGAUCAGAGGGCCGUCGGCUUGUUCGACACGAGCAGGGGCCGCGGCGGGGCGGAUGAUUUCGAGCUGGCCGAUGCCGACUGCAGCUUGGAUUUGAUAGAGUCGAGCAUCGAUUGCGAGCGCGCGCCCGUGGAUAGGCAUGUGGAGGAGGGUCGCGGUAGAGCUGGCGAGAGAAAUGAGAAGCUGGAGGUGAAUGAGGGCUAUUUGAGCCACUCGAUUGAGUCAAGGUUAAUCAAGGCAAAAUUAGAUUUUGGAUUCAGUGAUGGUGGUAAUUGUAGAGGUCUUGGUGGGGUUGAGAAGAAUAAGGAAGAUGGGUCGGUGGCGAAUGGGGGUUCUGCGAGCAAUUUGAUCGAGUCUGGGUCGAUUGCAGCGAAGGAGGAUUGUGGGCUGAGUGAGGUUGGUGAUGAGAGGGUUUCCGGUGCGCAUGAUGAUGAGUGUGAUGAGCCAUUUGAGGUGGGGGCGGACCUUGAUUUGCUGAUUAAGCUGUGUGAUGAUGAGGGGCCGGUGCAUUACUCCGAUGACAAAGAUGGAGAGGAAGCAGAGGAUGGUUGGGAUUGUGAUAGCGGGUUGGUUUGUUGUCCUUUAUGUGGUGUGGACAUUUCAGAUCUGAGUGAUGAGUCCAGGCAGAUACAUACCAAUGAUUGUCUUGACAAGGGAGAGGCACGACUUGAUGAGGUUCUAUUUCCUGAUGCCGAUGGGGCACCUUCACCUCGUCCUCAGGAAGCUGUUGGCUCACCUGUUAGUUCUCCCCAGCUAGCUGUUGAUAUCUCUCCAGUGCUUGGAUGGUUACGUAGCCUUGGUUUAGAUAGGUACGAAGAAGCUUUUGUUAGGGAAGAGAUUGAUUGGGACAGCUUGCAGUGCCUGACAGAAGAGGAUCUUUUGAAGAUGGGUAUUUCUGCUCUUGGCCCAAGGAAGAAAAUUGUGCAUGCUCUAAAUGAACUUAGAAAAGGAGUCCAAGGAGAAACUGCCGAGCAUGUGGAUAUAAAUGGAAAAUGUGGAGAUCAUAUGACAAAGACAGAACCUGGUGCUUCUAAAGCGAUGGUCUCUGGUGAUAGUAAAGUAGCCGCAAGCAAGCUGAUUACAGAUUAUUUUCUGGGCUCCUCUACAAAUCAGAAAAAGACCUGCAACAUUUCUACUCUGCAAAGAAGAGUCACAGAACAGUUGAGUUCCAGUCGUGGAUGUGCUAAAGUGAAUGAUCAUGUUAAAAAUGUGAAACCAAGGGGUCGUGUUAAAAAUUCGACACGAAGGGAGGUUCCCUUGUGGUGCCGUAUACCAGGGACGCCCUUUCGAGUGGAUGCUUUCCGAUAUCUUACAAGAGACUGUUCCCAUUGGUUUCUCACUCACUUUCAUAUGGACCAUUAUCAAGGUCUUACAAGGUCCUUCUGUCAUGGGAAAGUCUACUGCUCUGCAGUAACGGCAAAGCUUGUAAAUUUGAAGAUUGGUAUCCCUUGGGAACGGCUGGAAGUUCUACCAAUCAACCAGAAGGUUGUGAUUGAAAGUGUUGGAGUGACAUGUUUAGAAGCUAAUCAUUGUCCUGGUGCCGUAGUAAUCCUCUUUGAGCCACCAACUGGUGAGGUUGUUCUCCAUACAGGAGAUUUUCGCUUUAGUGAAGAGAUGGCUGGACUGUCCAUUCUGCAAGCAACUCGAAUCCAUACUCUUAUACUUGACACCACUUACUGUAACCCCCAGUAUGACUUUCCGAAGCAAGAGGCAGUGGCCCAAUUUGUUGUGGAGUCCAUCCAAGCUGAAUCCUUUAACCCAAACACUCUUUUUCUCAUUGGCAGCUACACAAUUGGGAAGGAGAGGCUGUUCUUGGAGGUUGCUCGUGUGCUACAUAAAAAGAUUUAUGUCAGUGCUGCAAAGCUGCGUAUUAUACAAUGUUUUGGGUACUCUGAGGAGGACAUGCAAUGGUUUACAUUAAAUGAAAAGGAAAGCCACAUUCAUGUUGUGCCUAUGUGGACCCUAGCCAACUUCAAAAGGCUAAAGCAGAUUUCUAAUCAGUAUCUGGGAAGGUAUAGUCUUGUUGUUGCCUUUUCUCCUACUGGCUGGACUUUUGGUAAAGGAAAGAAGAAGUGCACAGGCAGAAGGUGGCAGCAGGGAACCAUCAUAAGGUAUGAAGUGCCAUAUAGUGAGCACUGCAGCUUUUCAGAACUGAAAGAGUUCGUGAAGUUCAUAUCACCUGACAGGAUAAUACCAAGCGUCAACAAUGACGGGCCGGAAUCUGCCAAUUCCAUGAUUUCCCUCCUAACAUCAUGACUUCUUGAGAGAUAACUCUAUGGGUAGCGAUGAAAAAAUCUACAUUGGGUGCUAUCGGAAAAUUCUCCUCCUUUCAAAGUGGAUGAACAUGACAAGGGAUGAGAAAAUGGAGUUGGCCGAUGACUACCAGCACAAAACAUGAGGAUGUUGAGAUGUCUGGUGCCAGUAGCAACAAUAAUGAAAUACCAAGCAACAUCAAGUCCAGAGUGCCACGCUGAUGUAGGUUGAUAUAACUCUUGAUGAAUAGGCCAUUGCCCUCAAAGAAACUUGUUACAUAAUGAAAGCAUCAGCCACAAAAAUUCAUCUCCAUCUGCUUGCUAAUUUACUCAACAGAUGGGAUCAUUUUAUGUACAAAGAGUACUGAUGCAGCAAUGUUGUUUGAUAAUUGUGGGA
This is a messenger RNA of Eucalyptus grandis, 2971 nucleotides long. Its product is annotated as DNA cross-link repair 1A protein. NCBI's taxonomy places the organism in Eukaryota, Viridiplantae, Streptophyta, Magnoliopsida, Myrtales, Myrtaceae. Gene Ontology annotation, biological process: interstrand cross-link repair; protection from non-homologous end joining at telomere; double-strand break repair via nonhomologous end joining. Gene Ontology annotation, molecular function: 5'-3' DNA exonuclease activity; protein binding; damaged DNA binding. The record is from RefSeq and is a predicted model, not a curated record. The transcript is spliced from 10 exons. Bases 35 to 2578 code for a protein of 847 amino acids.